AUCACACACACAACAAGCAGAGCUACAUCCGCGUUAAGAACGACCAGCAAUAACCUCAAGCCGGCCCGGAAACGCGUCGCCGGAAGUGGCGCUUGACAUCGAAACCAUGAUGGCGGCGCGCAUGUAAUAAAGAGGGCAGAGCGGGCACAGGAUGAGAGUGAUAGCAGCUAUUUGUCUGGCACAACUUCAUGGCAAAGUCAGGGGGCAACUUGACGCCUCCCGGGUUCUGCAGAUGUGCAAGAGAUACACUAACCGCUGGCCUUUGUUUCAUCCACCCAGACGUAAGUAUGUGACUCAGCAAAUGACCUUACGCCAAAGAGCUAAGCCAAAACCGGAGACACUAGAGAUCGCCGUCCAAGAAGAGACCAUUGUACAAGAAGUGAAAGCCUUAUCCUCAACUCUCCCUUUAUCCACCUCCGAAUCAUACAAAGAUGAAACUGCUCAGGGACCCCCAGCUAAAAACAAGCUACCUCUCUCUGCCAAUGAAGAACGGGGGUGGAAGGAAAUUAAAGUUGACAUAUCUACGUUACCGAGCGUCCUGGCACGGCUCUCAAAAAUCAGGCUUACAGCCCUAGUGGUUAUAACUGCAUCAGCUGGGUAUGCCAUGGCUCCUGUGCCCUUUGACCCAACCUGCUUUCUGCUUGCAUCAAUCGGAACUGGUUUGGCUUCCUGUGCUGCCAACUCCAUAAACCAGUUCUUUGAGGUGCCAUUUGAUUCGAACAUGAACAGGACAAAGAACCGGCCGCUGGUGCGAGGACAGAUAAGCCCACUAAUGGCCGUCUCCUUUGCUGCAGCCUGUGCUAUCCCAGGGAUCUCCUUGUUGACAUUUGCCGUUAACCCCCUGACUGGGGCCCUGGGGGCCUUCAAUAUCUUCCUGUAUACGUGCUGUUACACACCCAUGAAGCGGCUCAGCAUUGCUAAUACAUGGGUGGGUGCUGUGGUGGGUGCCCUUCCUCCAGUUAUGGGCUGGACAGCGGCUACUGGGAGCCUGGAUGCUGGAGCCUUGCUGUUGGGGGGCAUUCUCUAUUCUUGGCAGUUCCCCCACUUUAACGCAUUGAGUUGGAAUCUAAGAGAAGACUAUUCCCGAGGGGGUUAUAGAAUGAUGUCUGUCACCCAUCCACUUAUGUGCCGCCAAGUAGCAUUGCGUCAUUGUCUGGCUCUCAUUGGCCUAUCCACCCUAGCUCCUGCUUUGGAUGUGACCACAUGGACCUUCCCAGUCAUAUCUCUUCCCAUUAACUUGUACAUCUCUUACUUGGGCUACCGUUUCUACAAGGACGCAGACCGGUCCAGCUCCAGGAAGCUGUUCUUCUGUAGCUUGUGGCACCUACCCAUGCUUUUGCUUCUCAUGCUCACCUGCAAAAAGUCUGUGGUUGGCAAAAAAGAGAAGGAUGCCAUCUUGGAACCAAGCUGAACUGUUACUGGUUAACUAUGAAGAACCUGCUGCAGGAGGAUUACGGGUGAUAUCUUCCAACCACUUAUACCACUCUCAACCAAUCAUAAACCUAUGAAGGGUUCCAAGUUUUCUAUUUUGCACUACCAGUUUUAUUUGCCCCAAGCAACAGAUACACCCUAUUUUAAGGAAGAAAGCAUCAGAAAAUGAAACCUCAGCCUGACCAAUGAACUGUAUUCUUUCUCUUGUGUCAGUGUGUUGGUAGGUAUUGGGCAUUACUUCCUUCUUCCACCUUUUUUGGAUCAGUUAUUUAUUUUAAAUAUGAUGUAUAAGUCAUUGAGGCUAAUAUACCAUCCAAAGAUUGUUAUUGUCCUCCAGCGUGCCCAAUGUUAAUAAUAUAAACAGAGGGACAGGGUCACCCACCAGCUGCAUUGGUCAAGGUACUGAUAACAGAAUGUGACAUUAGGGAGACUAGGGGUGGCGGGGAUGCCCCAGAACUCUUGAGAUUACACCCAGUGAGGAUGCAUCCAAAUAUCACCACCUGCUGCCAUUAACAUGCAUUGUUUCGCCUGUCCAGCACUGGGUGAUGGUCAUUAGUGAAUGUUCUCCUAUGUACUAGUAUUUCUCCCAGCUCACACUUUCUUGUCUUGCUGCAAAUAAGGAAGUAAAUAAAAGUGAUUUGCCUCAUGAAUGAACACGCUCCAUUUUUGUUAAUUGCCCAAAAGUCCUUGUUCUCUUGCUGACCCUGGGAAGCCCUCCAGAAUCAGAAUACUGUAAUAUCCAUAUACUGUCCGCUCUGUCACUGCUGCGUCUUCCAAUAAAAACUGAAAGCUGA
Molecule: messenger RNA, 2225 nt
Organism: Xenopus laevis (African clawed frog)
Lineage: Eukaryota; Metazoa; Chordata; Amphibia; Anura; Pipidae
Gene: cox10.S
Product: cytochrome c oxidase assembly factor heme A:farnesyltransferase COX10 S homeolog
Exons: 7
Coding region: 152-1411 (419 amino acids)
Biological process (GO): heme biosynthetic process; cytochrome complex assembly; heme A biosynthetic process
Cellular component (GO): mitochondrion; mitochondrial membrane; membrane
Molecular function (GO): protoheme IX farnesyltransferase activity; prenyltransferase activity; transferase activity, transferring alkyl or aryl (other than methyl) groups
Source: RefSeq, a predicted model, not a curated record